Vavraia culicis subsp. floridensis is the source of this 303-nucleotide messenger RNA. RefSeq lists its product as uncharacterized. The coding region runs from base 1 to 303 and encodes 100 amino acids. Lineage: Eukaryota; Fungi; Microsporidia; Pleistophoridae. The transcript has a single exon. The record is from RefSeq and is a predicted model, not a curated record.
AUGCCGAGCAAGGAGGUACAUCCCAUUUUACUUACUCCCGUUGCAUUUUCUUCAAUUCGUUCCUACGCCACCGGAGGUCAAAAACCUUUGCUCCGUGCUAUUCAGUUCUCGUGCCUUCCCGUUUAUGCCAUGAUAUUACUCCGUUCUAUUUAUACUUUUGUGUGUUUGAACCUUCAUAUUGACACGUAUACAAUUGCUAUUUUCAGCCGUCUUGACCUCACGACAGCACGCAUCUUCCCAGGUAACAGUCGUGUGCACGACUCUGCAAGUUUACAGGCUAAAACGCAAACUAGAAAAAUAUAA